This is a messenger RNA of Paramecium primaurelia, 500 nucleotides long. NCBI's taxonomy places the organism in Eukaryota, Ciliophora, Oligohymenophorea, Peniculida, Parameciidae. The record is from the annotation of a GenBank genome assembly.
AUGUAAAAUUAAGCAACUAUGACAGAUAUAAAUGAGGAAGAUAUUCGAAGACUGGAUUAGCACAUUACAAGAAAUCCAAAUAUCAUUAUGUCUUGUGUAAAGGUUCUAAAGAUGGAAGAACUAAGGAGAACAAAUGAAGACAAUUAACGUUUGAUGAGUUUCAUGCGAUCACAUUUAUAUUUUAAAGGAAACUCAUCUUUAGAUUAUCUAUCGGAAUGUUGCUAAGUAUAAAUAGUCUUAGUAUAUUAGCUAAUGAAAUUCGAAUAAUUAAAAAAAAAUCAAAUUCUUUACUUGAGAGGGAGAGAGAAUCAGGAAUAAUUAAUAAUAUUAUUAACUGGUGAGAUUAGUGUCUAAUCUAAUGAAUAAGAAUUAUUGUGUACAAAACAUUUUGGAUCGAAUUUGAUAGUAUUUGGAAAUGAUUGUUAUGCAGAUAUGUAUUCCAUAUUUAGGAAGUAAGCCCAAACCUGAUAGUUAAGACCAAAUCAGUAUGUAAAGCAGCC